Molecule: messenger RNA, 2217 nt
Organism: Trichechus manatus latirostris (Florida manatee)
Lineage: Eukaryota; Metazoa; Chordata; Mammalia; Sirenia; Trichechidae
Gene: CDK1
Product: cyclin dependent kinase 1
Exons: 8
Coding region: 1133-2026 (297 amino acids)
Biological process (GO): G2/M transition of mitotic cell cycle; mitotic G2 DNA damage checkpoint signaling; protein phosphorylation
Cellular component (GO): nucleus
Molecular function (GO): cyclin-dependent protein serine/threonine kinase activity; ATP binding
Source: RefSeq, a predicted model, not a curated record
GGUCCAGAAAAACUGACCCGAUGAACUUGUUUAGCCUCUCGAACUUGCCUCAUUCCACAGCCCUUGCCCACCCAGAGGUUCCAAGACAACAGAGCCAGAGGGAACUUUUUAGAAUUUAUUUUAUACUCGUAGUUGUUAAUAUACUAUGGGAUUGGCAAAAAAUGGGAGGCUAAGAAAUGCGUUUUUAUUUUUAAUUAAAAGUAAAGAGUUUUUAUUGAGAGCAAGGCAGUUUGCGAACUGGGAAUCCCGGGGUCCAGUGGAUUCUGAAAUAAGGAAUCCGAGGAGGAGACGUUUCCGGGAGUUUUUAUACUACUAGGGACUUAAGUAAAAAUGCAGUGAUUGGUUGACAUUUAGGUAAUGGUGACAAAAUUGGGUGAGGGUACAUCUGAUUGAUAGAUUACAUACGUUUCUAAAAUUGUUUUUUAAAAGUUACAUAGUAAUUAAAUUGGCUACACCUGGCCUCAAAACACGAGACCCUUCUUGGUGACUGCAGGGAGGACUUGAGUAAUUCUGAAGUUUAUCCUGAGUAAACAUCUUCUGAGAAUUGUUAUGGAACCGGUUUUCUGAGCAGGGUGUAUUUUUUGAAACGUGUGUUUUUAAUACCCGUGUCAAGUCCUCUAAGUAAUUUUUAUCUAACGUUAAAGUUACUAGUCGGCACGUUUUGGUUCCUCUACGGGCCUCUGGAAGUCUGGACAGGAAGACUAAGCCGUAGCAGGUACUCCACAUCCUGCAGCUAACAGUACUGAGCCUCAGGGAGGCAUUGGAGAGGCAUUCUAAAGCUGCAUGUUUUACUUAAAAUUGUUACAAGUGGAAAACCGAAGGAGGGUAAUUGAAGCCAGCUUUGAAAUUGUUAUUUUUAGAAGUUUAUUCAAAGUGAGCUCAACAGUUUUAUUGUGCAUUAGGCGUAUCAGAUCGGGUUAUCGAGGAAAAAUAAUUGUCCUACGUUUUCUAUUGCCGUCUUAUAAAAUUAUAAAUUCUUAUAAUGAGCACUCAUGCCCCGUGUUGUGAAGUUUUGUUGAUUCAGAAUGAUUUAUCGCUACUACUUUCUGUUGUGAUUUUUUUUUUUUUCUCCUGUGAAGAUGGGUGCAAGAAAUAGAACUUCUAAAGGAUCUACAACACAUAUUGAGCAACUAUGGAAGACUAUACCAAAAUAGAGAAAAUUGGGGAAGGUACCUAUGGAGUUGUGUAUAAGGGUAGACACAAAACUACAGGUCAAGUUGUAGCCAUGAAGAAAAUCAGACUAGAAAGUGAAGAAGAAGGGGUUCCUAGUACUGCAAUUCGGGAAAUUUCUCUGUUAAAAGAACUUCGUCAUCCAAAUAUAGUCAGUCUGCAAGAUGUGCUUAUGCAGGACUCCAGGUUAUAUCUCAUCUUUGAAUUCCUUUCCAUGGAUCUCAAGAAAUACUUGGAUUCUAUCCCUCCUGGUCAGUUCAUGGAUUCUUCACUUGUUAAGAGUUACUUGUACCAAAUCCUACAAGGCAUUGUGUUUUGUCACUCUAGAAGAGUUCUUCACAGAGACUUAAAACCUCAAAAUCUAUUGAUUGAUGACAAAGGAACAAUCAAACUGGCUGAUUUUGGCCUUGCCAGAGCUUUUGGAAUACCUAUUAGAGUAUAUACGCAUGAGGUAGUAACUCUCUGGUAUAGAUCUCCUGAAGUAUUGCUGGGGUCAGCUCGCUAUUCGACUCCAGUUGACAUUUGGAGUAUAGGCACCAUAUUUGCAGAAUUAGCAACUAAGAAACCACUUUUCCAUGGGGAUUCAGAAAUUGAUCAACUCUUCAGGAUUUUCAGAGCUUUGGGUACUCCCAAUAAUGAAGUGUGGCCAGAAGUGGAAUCUUUACAGGACUAUAAGAAUACAUUUCCCAAGUGGAAACCAGGAAGCCUAGCAUCCCAUGUCAAAAACUUGGACGAGAAUGGCUUGGAUUUGCUCUCGAAAAUGUUAGUCUAUGAUCCUGCCAAACGAAUUUCUGGCAAAAUGGCACUGAAUCAUCCAUACUUUAAUGAUCUGGAUAAUCAGAUUAAGAAGAUGUAGCUUUCUGACAAAAAGUUUCCAUGUGUUGUAUCAAGAACAGGCAGUCACACUUUUACUGUUAACUCUAUUUUUGUCUUGUAUACUUUUCUUUGUUGUAAAACUCAAGCUGUACUUCAUCUUCUAAUUUCAAAAGUGUAACUUAAAAAUGUAAAUAUUGUUCUAUAUGAAUUUAAAUAUAAUCUGUAUAUGUG